AUGGCCAACAAUGGAUUCGACGAAUGGGGUGGCUACAUGGAAGCCAAAAUCACCAAGCUUGAAGAACAGUUCAGUGCCGCCAGUGAUCCUUUUAGGCAAUCCAAUUUAUUCAAUGGCAUAUCCAUAUUUGUGAAUGGUCUAACCAAUCCUUCGUCGGACGAACUGAAACGUAUAAUGAUGGUACAUGGCGGGACCUAUCAUCAUUAUCAACGUUCACAUACCACCUUCAUUGUAGCAUCCAAUUUGCCCGAUGUAAAAGUGCGCAAUAUGGACACAAGCAAAAUUAUAAGUCCACAAUGGAUUGUGGAUUGUUUGAAGGAGAAACGAAUACUGGACUACACCAAAUAUUUAUUGUACACCAAUCAGAAAACAUCACAGCCGUCCAUUAGUUUUGCGGUGAAAAAGAAAAAGGAAGAACCCGAUAUAAGUAUUGUGGAUCCGGGUGGUAGACAAGUCAGUAGUACGACAACGACAGAAGCUGUGGAUGAUUCAUUAGAAGCUUCCACAUCAGCCAAUUCUUCGGGUGUAGCUCGUACUGCAGUUGAUCCAAAAUUUCUAUCGGAAUUCUUUAAUAAUUCUCGUUUACAUCAUAUUGCAACUUUGGGUGCUGGUUUUAAGCAAUACAUCAGUGAUUUGCGUGACCAGAAGACCGAUACAGAAUUCCCGGCUAGAAUGCAAUUGAAACACAAAUUAAUGAAGAACAAUGUUCCAGAAAUAGAGAUCUUUAAAGAGGGUUCUCCAAAAUCGUAUAUAAUGCACAUUGAUAUGGAUUGCUUUUUCGUCUCAGUGGGCUUAAGGAACAAUCCACAUCUUCGUGGCCAGCCAGUGGCUGUGACACAUUCGAAGGGAGGAUCUGCUGCCGCUGAAGUCCCUGUCCAUCCCAAUGCUGAUCGUAAAGUAGAAAUGGAAUUAUUUGCCAAACGUUUUGAACAACAAUUACACAAUAAUGUGCUGUCGGAUAAAGUUCGUGGUGGUUUUGAAAAUAAAAUGUCAUUAUCGGAAAUUGCUUCAGCUUCAUACGAAGCUCGUGCCAAAGGCAUUCAUAAUGGCAUGUUUGUGGGCCAGGCAUUGAAGUUGUGUCCUGAAUUGAAAACUUUACCAUAUGAUUUUGAGGGCUAUCGAGAAGUGGCUUUUACUCUUUAUAAUACCAUUGCCCAAUAUACAUUGAAUAUUGAGGCUGUGAGUUGUGAUGAAAUGUUUGUAGAUUUAACAGAUGUAUUAUCCGAACUAAAGGUAGAUGUUAUGGAUUUUGUAAAUGCAAUACGUGAUGAAAUCAAAACGAAGACUCAGUGUCCUUGCUCAGCAGGAGUUGGUGCAAAUAAAUUGCAGGCUCGCAUGGCUACCAAAAAAGCCAAACCUGAUGGUCAAUUCUUUCUACAAAGUGAAAAUGUCGAAUCGUAUAUGGCUGAGAUACCUAUAAAAGAGUUACCAGGUGUUGGCAGCAGUACGACGUAUACCCUAAAGGAUGCCAAUUUGGUAACGUGUGGAGAUUUGCAAAAAGUUUCACUGGUGCGCAUACAAGUGUUGGUGGGAAAGAAAUUCGGCGAAACACUGUACCAAUUCUGCAGAGGUCAAGAUCAACGAGGUCUGACUUAUGGUCAAAUAAGAAAAUCGGUUUCGGCUGAAGUUAAUUAUGGUAUCCGCUUCAAAACAUACGAUGAGCUGGAAACAUUCCUGAAGCAACUUUGUGAAGAGGUACAUCAACGGCUGUUGAAUAUCAAAAGAAAAACAAAAUGUAUUACACUGAAAUUAAUGGUACGUGCUAAAGAGGCACCCGUUGAGACCUCCAAAUUUAUGGGUCAUGGUGUUUGUGACCAUAUAACUAAAUCAGUAUCAUUAUCAGAAUAUUGUGAUGAUUUGAAUAUAAUAACCAGGAAUAUACUCAAUACAAUGAAAGCACUGGAUUUGCCACCACAUGAGUUGAGAGGAAUUGGCAUACAACUUUCGAAAUUAGAUGAGCCCAAUAGCGAACCAGAGAAACCAAAAGAAAAUCGUAUAAUGAAUAUGUUUUCCAAAGUAAAAGAAAAGCAAAAGGACAAACCAAAGGAAGUGGCAACAUCGAAUGAAACAAUUCGGAUAAUUCAGGAAGUCCCUAAAGUAGUGGCGUCCACAAAUGAAACAUCCUCCGUAGAAGCAAACAAACCAAAAGAAAAUGCCAUCAAAGCAAUGUUCAGCAAGGUCAAAGAAAAACCCAAAGUGGAGCGUAAAGAACCACCUACCAAUCCAAUAGAAGUUAAAAAGAGUCCGGAAAAUAAAAGGCCUACCACAUCGAGAAGGGGACGUGGCAAAACAACGGUUAGCACAAAGGAUGUUAAAACAAAACAAACGAAACAAAGCGUAAUGGGGUUAUUACAAAAUGCUGCAGCGAAAAGAAAACAAGAUGAUACCGAGUUUCAAAUGCCUUCUGAUAUCGAUUUAGAAGUGUUUAAUGCUUUGCCUCCCGAUAUACAAAAUGAAAUCUUAAGUGAACGUAGAAGACAGAAACAUGUAAUUGUAGAGCCACCACCACCACCUCCAGCUAAAAAGGAAAAACCUCAAACGAAUUCCAACAAUAUAAGUAUGCUAAACGAAAGUGAUUUUCUACCCUCUACAUCGAGGGCUGCCCAGCAGAAACAAGAAAGAAAAAUUGCAAUGAAAAAUCAAAAGAAAUUGAAUACCGAAACUACAGCUACUUUAAAUUCAGCAGCAAAUGUACCCUUUACAGAAGUUGAUCCAGAAUUUUUAGCUGCUUUACCACCAGAUUUACGUAUGGAAAUUGAACAACAAUUGCAGCAACAAAAACAAGUUAAUGAUCCCGAUCAGAGUUAUCGUCCUUUAACACCACCGCCUGUAGCGAACAAUGAGUGCACAAAUGAAAAUAACAAUAAUAAUACCAACAACAAUACCUGCAUAAGUUCGGAAAAUAUUUUUAUGCAACCUAAAUGUUUGGAAAAGUUCUUGGCCUGGUUUCAAAGUGCAGACACACCUGAAAGCUGUGAUAUCGAAAUAAUUUGUGAAAAUGCAUGCGAAUUGGUUAGGGCCAAAGAAUUAAAUGAACUAUAUGAGGUGUUAUUGUAUUUUGGACGUUUGAUUAAUCAGCAAAGAUCCACAAGUCAAUAUUGUGCAUGGCACAUGGCUUUCAGAACAGUUUUGGAAUCAGUACAAAAGGAAAUGUCCGAUGUUUAUGAGGGAAAGAAACUAUAUAUGGGUGUAAAAUUGAAAUGUGAUAAAUGUAAAAUAUAAAACAU
This is a messenger RNA of Musca vetustissima, 3227 nucleotides long. It is a transcript of the gene Rev1, whose product is annotated as DNA repair protein Rev1. The transcript has 5 exons. Lineage: Eukaryota; Metazoa; Arthropoda; Insecta; Diptera; Muscidae. The record is from RefSeq and is a predicted model, not a curated record. Gene Ontology annotation, cellular component: nucleus. Gene Ontology annotation, molecular function: deoxycytidyl transferase activity; damaged DNA binding; DNA-directed DNA polymerase activity. Gene Ontology annotation, biological process: error-prone translesion synthesis; error-free translesion synthesis. The coding region runs from base 1 to 3222 and encodes 1073 amino acids.